Molecule: messenger RNA, 2097 nt
Organism: Hordeum vulgare subsp. vulgare (domesticated barley)
Lineage: Eukaryota; Viridiplantae; Streptophyta; Magnoliopsida; Poales; Poaceae
Product: protein NRT1/ PTR FAMILY 3.1-like
Exons: 3
Coding region: 184-1971 (595 amino acids)
Biological process (GO): transmembrane transport
Cellular component (GO): plasma membrane
Molecular function (GO): transmembrane transporter activity
Source: RefSeq, a predicted model, not a curated record
ACACAAGACACCUCCCAUCUGGCUCCAUUCCCACUCAGCGCAGGCAGGCACGCCACGGAGCUACUCGGCCAGCCAGCGCCUAAGCGUAGCUCGUAGCAGCUAGUUCUCUUCCACUGCUCCGGUCGAGGGUCGACCGGGAAACUCCGCCGCCGGCGCCAGGAUUCUCGCCGGAGAACAAACAGCAUGGCCGAGGACGGGAGGGAGCGAGCCGAGGAUGCCGCCGAGGCGACGAAGAAGGCGAAGCAGGGCGGCUUCAGGACCAUGCCCUUCAUCCUAGCGAACGACUUCUGCGACCGGCUGGCGACGGUGGGGUUCGGGUCGAACCUGAUCUCCUACCUCACCCUCCAGCUGCACCUGCCGCUGGUCGAGGCCUCUAACGUGCUCACGAACUACCACGGCACGACCAACCUCACGCCGCUCGUCGGCGGCCUCAUCGCUGACUCCUUCGCGGGCCGCUUCUGGACCAUCACCGUCGGCUCCAUCAUCUACCAGCUCGGCAUGGUCUGCCUCACCCUCUCCGCCGCGCUCCCCUCGCUCCGCCCGCCGCCGUGCCCCAAGCACGCGGUCGAGUGCCAGCGCGCAUCCACCUACCAGAUCGCCAUCCUCUACCUGUCGCUGCUCUGCACGUCCAUCGGCUCCGGGGGCACGCGCCCCUGCAACAUGGCGUUCGGCGCCGACCAGCUCGAGCUGGGCGCGCGCCGACGCCGGAGCGCCAACGGCGACGACAAGGCUCCCAUGUGGAGCUUCUUCAACCUGUACUUCUUCGGCAUUGAGCUCGCCAAGCUCGCGGCGGUCACCGUGGUGGUGUACAUCCAGGAGAACGUCGGCUGGGGGUGGGGGCUCGGCGUGCCCACCAUCGCCAUGUUCUUUGCCGUGAUCGGCUUCGUGUCCGGGUACUCGCUAUAUGUCAAGAUGCCGCCCGGCGGCAGCCCGCUUGUCCGCCUGGCGCAGGUCGUCUCUGCUGCCUUCAAGAAGAGGAAAACUGUCCUGCCGGACCCGGACCUCCUGUACGAGGACAAGAAGCUCGACGCCGGCAUCUCCACCACCGGCCGUCUUCUCCACACCAACCAGCUAAAGUUCUUUGACAAGGCGGCCAUAGUGACAGAGGGCGACGUGCUGCCGUCCGGCGAGCCGAAGCUGUGGCGGUUGUCGACGGUGCACCGGGUGGAAGAGAUCAAGUCGAUUGUCCGGAUGCUGCCCAUCUGGGCGGCGGGCAUCCUCAUGGUGACCGCGUCGUCACACAACAGCAGCUUCGCGAUCCAGCAGGCGCGCACCAUGGACCGCGACAUCACGCGGAGCUUCAAGAUCCCGCCGGCUUCCAUGCUCAUCUUCACCAACCUCUCCAUGCUUGUCACCCUCGCCUUCUACGACCGUGUGCUCGUCCGCGUGCUCCGCCGCUUCACCGGCCGCCCCAACGGCAUCACCCACCUCCAGCGCGCCGGCGUCGGCAUGACCAUCGCCAUGCUGGCGAACGUGGCUGCGGCAGCCGUCGAGACUCGGCGGAAGUCAGUGGCCGCAGCCAGCGGCAUGCUCGACGCGCCCAAAGGCACCACGCUGCCCAUCAGUGUCUUCUGGCUGGUGCCGCAGUACGCCAUCCACGGUAUCGCCGACGCAUUCAUGGACGUCGGCCGCAUGGAGUUUUUGUACGACCAGGCGCCCGAGAGCAUGAGGAGCACUGCGGCGGCGCUCUACUGGCUCACCAUCUCGGCGGGGAGCUACCUCGGCACGCUGCUGGUGACCAUCGUGCACGAGAAGACGCAGGCGAGCGGGCAGUGGCUACAGGACAACCUCAACAGAGGGAAGCUGGAUAACUACUACUGGCUCGUCGUCGGACUGCAGGGGCUCAACCUCAUCUACUACUUCAUAUGUGUCAAGUACUACACUUUUAAGCCACUGGAGACAGAGGUCGAGCACCAACCUGGCCAUGCCAGUGGCGCCGAGAGCACCAAGAAGAGUGUAAGAUACAAGUAACUAGAAUGCGUGGUAGAGUAACAAUUGGGACGGAAUAAUGUGUCUUGCUAGCAAAUACGAUAUUAAUAUUGCCGAGAUUUUAGGAACACUCACGAAAUAUAUUUGGAAAUGUAAUCGUUCACGAAA